AACAAUCACUUCCUGUCGCAUGCAACUUGGCUAUAUCUGACCCUCAUCGGAAUUCCAUUUUCGACUUCUAGAUAUGGCGCCUUCAGCGGAGCUCCCUGGGCGCGACGCGCUUACUUCUCGCAUCGUCCCUUCGAUGGUCCUUAGCGAUGGCAGCCCUUCGUCGUUGACAGCGGCACCAACAUCCAUAAUCCAGGCCGAUCCGCACGUUGGGGCUCAGAAAAGGUUCUCUGUGCGGGGGAACGCCGUGGUCACCGGAGGCGCUGGAUCCCUUGGCCUGUACGCCUGUGACGCACUCCUCGAGCAUGGUCUCCAAGGGCUCAUGAUCUUCGAUGUCAACCCGGCCAAUUCCCAGAAAGAGAUUGUGCAAAUGCGAGAAAAAUUUCCCGAGACCAAUAUAUCUACAUUAAAGGUCGAUAUCACUGCUGAAGAAGCCGUCAAUGAGGCCAUGGAGGAGACCGUCCGUGUGCUCGGGUCCGUCGAUAUCCUGGUCAACUUCGUCGGCGUGGUGGGCUGUAUGGAAAGCCUCGAGAUGCCGGCAUCUCAAUGGCGCAAGAUAAUCGAUAUAAAUACAACUGGCACAUUCAUCUGUGCUCAGGCAGCGGCGCGGCAAAUGGUCAAGCAGGGAAAAGGAGGCUCCAUUACCUUUGUGGCAUCUAUCUCAGCUCAUCGAGUCAAUUUUCCCCAGCCGCAGGCGGCAUACAAUGUUAGCAAGGCGGCUCUUUUGAUGCUUAAAAGCUGCCUGGCAGCAGAAUGGGCUCGUUAUGGCAUUCGCACCAAUAGUGUGAGUCCUGGAUACAUGGAUACAAUAUUGAAUGAGGGUGAUGGCAUUGCACACCAUCGUCAAAUUUGGGCGGAGAGAAAUCCUAGUGGAAGGAUGGGAAGUCCAUCCGAAUUGACAGGGGCCAUUGUUCUCCUUGCAAGCAGUGCAGGGUCAUACAUUAAUGGUUCAGACAUUGUUGUUGACGGUGGUGCUAUUGUGUUUUAGAAACUAGAAUGUAUAUGACAUUUCUCCGAUAC
Xylona heveae TC161 is the source of this 1017-nucleotide messenger RNA. Its product is annotated as oxidoreductase. Bases 74 to 985 code for a protein of 303 amino acids. The transcript is spliced from 2 exons. Gene Ontology annotation, molecular function: oxidoreductase activity, acting on the CH-OH group of donors, NAD or NADP as acceptor. The record is from RefSeq and is a predicted model, not a curated record. NCBI's taxonomy places the organism in Eukaryota, Fungi, Ascomycota, Xylonomycetes, Xylonales, Xylonaceae.